AUGAGGAACGGUAACCCAGAGUUCGGUUACCGCGCCGUGAACCAGUUCACACACAUCAAACCCGAAAACAUUAUCGUGAAUGAGACGACCGAGGCCAUCACCAUCAAGCUCGCGGACUUCGACUGCGCUGUCGCAUUCAGGGAGGGAAGCAGGACGUGCCACAGCAUCUGCGGCACCGUGCCCUUCGCCGCCCCCGAGGUGCUGGACGGCCCUUACGACGGGUGCGCGGCGGACAUCUGGAGCGUGGGCGUGGUGCUCGCGGAGGUGCUUUGCGGGGCGCGCGUGCUGGAGUUUGCGGUCGAGGGCGCCGCCGACGCGGCCUUCGCCGAUAACAUCCGGACCUACUUCCGGGCGCCGGCCGCGGUGGCCGACCUGCUGGAGGGGCGCUGCCACCCACAGCUCCGUCCCUUGCUGCCCCUCUGCGGCGCGGUGAUCGGCGGGAUGCUGGAGGUCGACCCCGCCCGGAGGCUGGAAGCUGGCGACGUCCGCCCCGUGGUGGGGCAGGGCAUGGCGCCACUGGCCGCAGGGCGGGUCGCUCCCGGCCGCCCAGCGCCCAGCGCCCGGCCCCUCGCGCCAGGCGGCCAGCCCACGCCAGGCCUCCCGCGGGCGGCGAGCGCGGCGGGGCCUCCGCGGUGA
Prorocentrum cordatum is the source of this 636-nucleotide messenger RNA. NCBI's taxonomy places the organism in Eukaryota, Dinophyceae, Prorocentrales, Prorocentraceae. The record is from the annotation of a GenBank genome assembly.